Dacryopinax primogenitus is the source of this 4302-nucleotide messenger RNA. RefSeq lists its product as uncharacterized. NCBI's taxonomy places the organism in Eukaryota, Fungi, Basidiomycota, Dacrymycetes, Dacrymycetales, Dacrymycetaceae. The record is from RefSeq and is a predicted model, not a curated record. The coding region runs from base 1 to 4302 and encodes 1433 amino acids. The transcript has 3 exons.
AUGGCCCGGAAUAAAACACGCGUAAUAUACAGAGGCCCACCUAAACGCCCGCGAGGAAUGUGGAAUGACCAUCCCAUACCGCCGUAUCCGGAUCCCUUCAGCAAUGGAACUACUGAUAGGCGACCAUCUUCACCGAUUUCUCAGGAACCACUUCGGGACCGGAAUUCCUUUAGCGCGGGCUAUAGUUCGACGUCCAAUUCUCGACCUGGAGACAACUGGGAGACGGACAAGAACUGGAACGCGCCUCUAAGCGGGGUUGAAGGGCAAGUUCGAGAGCAAGAGCAGGGGCGUGGACAGGGCCGAUACAACUCCCCUCCGCCCUCUGUAUGGCAGACUUACAAACCGAUUGAGCUCCCGGAAGAGAUCCGCUAUGUCGGGCCUUCCUCAACUUAUCGCCCUCCUUCUCCUGUGCAGAGGAAUGAACCUCAGCCUCGGCCACCAUCGAAUGCACCUCCGGGAGGACCACGGAAUGGAUACACCGCACCAGCUCCGUUUCGGCACCCGCCACCCACAGAGCCCAGAGCUUUGCGGAUAGCUAGAGAGAAGGAAAGGCAAAAAGAGGCAGAACGUCAGGAAGACCUUUGGGCCAGGGAGAGGGAAAAGGAAAAAGAACGGGAUCUGUAUGCGCCUGGCGAAAGACAGGAGUAUGAACGUCAGAGGGAAUCGCCACGAGAUUGUCCUCCCCUUUCCGCCCCUUCUGGCCCUCGGAAAAACCCAGGGUCGAUUUUUCUCAUCUCUCCUGCCACGGCCAGCGCCUUGGGUAAUCACGAGCGCUCGAGACCAGCUUGUUCGCCUUUUCCGAACUCGUUCUCGCCCAGUGGAGCUUCCAGUGCUGCUCGUGGGCUUCCUCCACGGGUAGGGGCGUUUUCUAUCUUCUCUCCAGUUCGAUCUUCAACCGUCCCCUCCAACAAUAGCAGGGAACUUCGCACCAGCUUUCAUGCGGGACCUAACCCUUCUAACAGCCAUCCUGGGCCCAAUCGGACCUCGCCUAUACCGAACACAACCACGAUCAUCACACAUCCAAUCCCAUCCGUGGCAGCCCCAGCGAGCACUGUACGGGCGUCUGGCGAUCCACCAAAAGCCGAAGGGUGGACAAGAGAGUUCAUUCCCAACCAACGCGCGCGACUGCAAGAAUACGCGGCGGCGGAUGCCGCCAAGGAACGUGAGCGGGAAAUGGACAGAGAAAAUUCACAAGCACGAGCACAAGCACAGGUCCGGGCAGAAAUAUCCCAACAUGUUGACUCUGAGGGAAUCUCUGCGAACACGAGCACCGGGACAACUCGAGAUCAGGUUUGGGUGCCCACCACUAGCCCCAGACGGAACUCUGCAAACUCCGUCAUGCUUCGGGAACCGAGUGUCCUGUCCAUUUCUCAGAGAGCGGGCUCUGUCGCCUCCACCGCGUCGGGAUGUGGGAAAGCGCUGGGUACUCCUCCUGUGCCGCCCGCGGCUGUAGCAUGGGGCCAUGGUACUGCAGGAGGUGCUCUGAAACAGGACUCACGUGCUGGUUACCAGACUCCCUCUGGCACAUCAGGGCGCCCUCAACCAGAGCAUGGGUUGGAGAUUAAGCGAGGAGAAACUCCAAGAACGGCCGUUAGAGACUUCGUGCCCAGGCAGGUGGUUAAAAUGAGACGUAGCGGGCAAGACGCUUCUGCAAAUAGUUUGCAAGAAUCGAGUACAGUGGAAGACAUCCCGGGAUUCGGUACUUUCCGGUCCGUGAAGGGCAUCCCAUCCACUAGUCCCGACAAGGUCGUCGAAGAACAUAUCGUUAAGCACGAAACGUCUUUUGGAUCGUCUGGCCAAUCUACUGUAGCAUCAUUGUUCCACCGUCUCUCCGAGGUACCCAUCUCCGAAUCAUCCCCUGUCGGUACAGCCCCAACAUCAACGUCUCUUCCUCCGGGCCUCGGAGCCUUGGCGACAGUCGUGUCAUUGGCACAAAACAUUGGCCGCUCUCCCAGCCCGCUUAUCCAGGCGCUCAUGGAUGAGAUGUUGCCUAAGCCCCGACAGAAGAAUGACGCAGCUCCCGCCACACCAUCCCCUCUCCGUUCAACAGAUGCUUCAUCAGAUCCAAAAUGUGCUUCUUCUCCCGAUGCCUCCGCAGAAGACUCGGCUUCAGGAGAACCCUCGGCUGCUGUUGUUCAACGAAAGAGCUCAAAAUCUGGUGUUAACCGUCGCGUCAAAUCGGCUACCUCUUCCCCGCGUUCCAAGUCAACAGUACCAAGUGUCAUACCCGGCUGUUCCAGUGCUGCUGGGUCUGUCAGCGUUUCGUCUUCUUUAGAGCCUAUUCCUGGUCUUGGCGGCAUUUCUGCCUUCGGAGAACUUGCUUCAAUGCCGGAUGAGGCUAUACCUGGUCUUGGGAUCAAUAAGUCAUCGAUAACGCCUCCCCUAUCAUCGACUUCUAUUUCACGCCACACGUCCGCUAUUAUACCCUCUCGGGGUAGUGCUUCGACGCUUGACCAUCCCAAAAUCGACAGGACAAUAAAUUCAAGGAAUUUCGAUUCGGAGAGCUCCCGAAAUACUCCGCGCUCCAGUUCGAAUCAACCGGAAGUUUAUUCGCCGACCCUCAGUGAUUCCUUGUAUCCCAUUUCGCCAUCUCUUGUCCAAGGAACUGGAACUCCAAAUGCCACUGUACUUGUCCCGACCGUGACCGAUGCGAUUUUGCCGUCUACCAUCCGUUCCCCCUCGACCAUCUCCGAGGACCUGUUGUCCUUUUUUGCACCAUUGCCACCUGGAUUAGGGUCCCUACCGCCCCCACUGUCUGCCAUCACUAGCACAAACGAAGGGGAAACGCUGGAGCCUCCCACGACAUCGUCAAUGGAUACAUCCCCCACAUCAGAAAAUAAUAGCACUCUGUCCAUGCUACAGGAUUUAGUGAUUCCAUCAAAGGAAACUGAAGAUCAUGGACAACAGGAACCUGAAAAGGCGCUGCCACAAUCACAUGAUCCACCACCCGACAAGCAGGAAUCUGCAAGGGUUAUGUCGCCUGUGUUUCCUGCAUCACAUCUAUCUUCAAUUGUCGCCACUGAACCUGAUUCUUCGUCCCCUCUCACAUUGGUUCAGUCUACAUCUCCCGUUGAAAGCUUGGUCGUUCUUCCAGGCGGCCAAUCUCUGGACGAGAUGGACAUGCAGAUGACUAAAGAUUUCCUCGGUGGAUCUCAUUCCGUCGCCGAGCAACAUUCUCCUAAAGACGUGAGCGAGAUGUCUCCGAAGGUGGUAGUUGAGAACGCCAUGGAGGCUGCUGCAACAGACGCCGCAAUUGAUCCGAUCUCCCGGAUUCUGGAGUCUCACAAUUAUGCCGCUCCCUCUACAGCUUCGAAGGCAAGUGACCCUGAAAUAUCAUGUGUCGACUACAUGGAAGAUGUUGGUGAUUCCAUGCCCUCCCCCCCGUUUCUUCCCCGCACAUACUGUCCUGAGCCCUCUUCAGAUGAUCCUUGGACUGUCGCCGAUGGAACGCUGGAGUUCCCCACGACAUUGGGCCCUCCCAACGCAUUAUUCUCUCCAUUGGAAACUGCAGGGGAUUUCUCAGAUCCUCGCAUUGGCACACCCACUCCUUUCGAAACUUUGUCGGUCAUUAGCAAUGCGGUGAUUCUGGAUGAUGGAGAGGUUCAAGCAACACCGGCUCUUGACGAAGAGGAUCGUGUGAUAUCCUCACGUACUGAACCGCCAUUGUCAUCACCGUCGUCAUCACCUCUUCUGUCACCCCCCCCUGCACAACGGUUGCAGGACUAUGCGAACUUUGUCAAAUCCAAUAAGCAGAGGAAGCAGGCCCUUCUUGUUGAGCUCGCGGUCACCACUGACCCCAUCGAGCGAUACCCGAUCAAGAUGAAGUUAAAUGAACUUCAAAUGGUAGAUGACAUGAUACCUGACUUGGGCACUACGUUGGCGUGGAGACCUGAGGCAUGGCACGACCCAAUUGUUGGAGUUACUGUGGCUCAGGCGCCUACCUCGGAAGGCUCAAGCACCCCUGUCGCGGUUGUGAAAUGGGUGCCACCUCCGGAACCUACGGAGUUGGCUUUUGAUCAACCUUUCAGCAACCUUAUGACGCGAAACGAAAUGAUGAUGCCGAACCGAAAGCAAAUGGGCACCAGCCGCCGCUUUGUACUGCAUGGUGUUCCCGUCAAGUCGCUCAAUGCUGUCAGGGAGUACGCCGAGACUUAUGGAUAUGUUAAGAUAUUCUACCCCUUGGCUCAUGAGGAUGUUCUCCUUGUAUUCAGAAAGACACCACCGGCAUUUGAAAAGCUUGGAAACUUACAUAUACCAUCUCUUGGUACUAUCCGUUUCACCGAAGGCUGCUCUGUUGCAUAA